CUCUCUCUCCAUCUUUAGAAAAAAAAAAAAAAAUGAGCUGUGGGAUCAUUCAUUCUUCUUCUAAAUCUAAACCUAAACCUAAACCUAAACCGCCAUGAAUUCCCAAACCAGUCAUCCCCUCAAAUCCAUCCUCCUCCUUCCCUUCCUGCUUCUAUUUCGGGCCCGAUCUUCCUCCGGGCUCACCACCGAUGGGCUCAUCCUCAUCUCCUUCAAACUCAGCGUCACCACUGACCCUUUCGGCGCUUUACAGACAUGGAACUAUCAAGACCAGUCGCCAUGUUCGUGGAACGGAGUCACCUGCGGAGCUCCGGCCGCCGGCGCCGCCGAUCUCCGGGUUACCGGCCUGGUUUUGCCUAAUUGCGGGCUAUCCGGCACAAUUCCGGCGAUCCUCGGCACGAUUCAGUUCCUUCAGGUUCUUAAUUUGUCUGGCAAUUCUAUCAAUGGUUCGAUCCCUUUGUCGCUCUUCGGCGCCGGUCAGUUGCAGAUUCUCGAUUUGUCUGAUAAUUUGAUCUCCGGCGACGUCCCGGAGCUCGUCGGAAACUUGCGCAGCCUGCGGAUUCUUAAUCUUUCUGAUAAUUCGCUCGCCGGAAGUGUUCCCAGAAAUUUGACGGCCCUCAGGAAUUUGAGGGAAGUUUAUUUGGGGAAUAAUUACUUUUCCGGUGCGAUCCCCGCCGGAUUUGAUUCCGUCCGGGUUUUAGAUCUGUCGUCGAAUUUGAUCGGCGGCUCUCUGCCGCCGGAUUUCGGCGGCCGGAGUGUUUCUUAUCUGAACGUCUCGUUUAAUCGCAUUUCCGGCGAAAUCCCGCCGGGAUUCGCCGCCGGAAUCCCUGUUAAUGCGACUGUAGAUCUUUCUUUCAAUAAUCUGACGGGUCGAAUCCCGGAUUCCGAUCUUUUGAUGAACCAGUCCGGCAAUGCGUUUUCCGGCAACCCGGACUUAUGCGGCCGGCCGCUGCGUACGCCGUGUCGAGUUCCGGCAGCCGUCGGGACUCCGCCGCAAGAUUCGUCGGAGUCUCCUCCAGCGAUCGCCGCCAUUCCGACGACUAUAGAAUCUAAUCCGGCCCCCGCCGGAAAACAGAAACCUAAAUUAUCCACCGGAAGUAUCGCCGGAAUUGUGAUCGGCGAUGGCGUCGGAAUCUUGAUCUUGGCCGCGAUUUUCGUCUACAUUUACAGACUAAAAAGGAAACGGAAAAAACCUCCCCCGGCGACGUCGCCGGCGCCGACGAUCGGAAGAACGAUAAAAAGGCAAUCAGAAAGCCCAAAGGAAUACCAAUUCGAUUGGGCAGCCUCGGAGUCCUCAUCGGAAGAAUACAACUGGCUAAGAACGUGGACGUGUCUGAAAAAGCCCCGACACGCCGCCUCCGGCGAGGAAAACGAGGAAGACGACGAAACGACCUCGUCGGAAUCUGUGGAUUCCGACGGCGAAACCAAAAAACUCCGAGGGCAGCAAAAGAAUGGAUCUUUGGUGACUCUCCACGGCGAAAUCGAGCUCGAAUUAGAGACAUUAUUAAAAGCAUCUGCUUACAUCCUCGGAGCUUCAGGGUCGAGCAUAAUGUACAAAGCUGUGCUCCACGACGGCGCCGUUUUGGCCGUCCGGCGGAUUGGAGAAAACGGCGUCGAAAGAUUCAGAGAUUUCGAGAACCAGGUCCGAGUAAUCGCGAAAUUAGUGCACCCAAACCUCGUACGGAUUCUAGGAUUCUACUGGGGAACUGACGAGAAGCUCAUAAUCUACGAUUUCGUCCCCAAUGGGAGCCUCGCCACCGUCCGCCAUAGAAGGCCCGGGUCUUCUCUGUCCUCGCAUUUACCCUUCGAGAUACGGUUAAAGAUAGCUAAGGGCGUGGCACGUGGGCUGUCGUACAUUCACGAGAAGAAGCACGUGCAUGGGAACUUGAAGCCCAGCAACGUUUUAUUGGGCCACGAUAUGGAGCCCAAAAUUGGCGAUUUUGGGCUCGAACGGCUCGUCGGCGCUGACCACAGCUCGAAGACCGUUAUUGGGUCGGCUCGAAAUUUCGGUAGCAAGCGGUCCAACACGUCAGCAGAAACGGUCCAUGAUUUUAUUAAUGGGCCGAAUCCGAGCCCAAGCCCAAGUUCAAUUGGGCUUUCUCCGUACAACGCGCCGGAGUCGCUUCGGAGCCUAAAGCCCAGCCCAAAAUGGGAUGUGUUCUCAUACGGCGUCGUUUUGCUCGAAUUGUUGACGGGGAAAAUCGUCUCGUCGGAAGAGAUGGGGCACGGGUUGCCCGUCGGAGCCUCGCCGUGUACGGAGGAGGAGAAGGGGAAGGUAUUGAGAAUGGCGGACGGGGCGAUUCGGGCGGAGAUUGAAGGGAGAGAGGAGGCGCUGCUAGGAUUGUUGAAGUUAGGGUUUGGUUGCGUUUCUGCGGUGCCGCAGAAGAGACCGUCGAUGAAGGAGGUUUUACACGCGCUCGAACGGUAUUCGUCUUCUUUAGGUUCUUCUACGUCGUAUUGUUAAGUUAUGUAUGGUGUCUGUCUGAUUGCUGAAUAGAAUCGAAAUUGUAGAGAGAAAAAAAAAAAAAAAUUGUGCAUCGAUUGACUGACUGUUGUUUUUAACUUGAUUGAUAAUUCAUCUGGUGAAAUAAUAAUUUCUGAUUA
This is a messenger RNA of Andrographis paniculata, 2601 nucleotides long. Its product is annotated as probable LRR receptor-like serine/threonine-protein kinase At4g37250. Gene Ontology annotation, molecular function: protein kinase activity; ATP binding; protein binding. The coding region runs from base 95 to 2461 and encodes 788 amino acids. The transcript has 2 exons. NCBI's taxonomy places the organism in Eukaryota, Viridiplantae, Streptophyta, Magnoliopsida, Lamiales, Acanthaceae. Gene Ontology annotation, biological process: protein phosphorylation. The record is from RefSeq and is a predicted model, not a curated record.